UAUCAAUACCCCGCUCAAAAUCUUCUUUCUUCUCCUCCCUCUCUCUCUCCUCUUUCCAUUACUCUGUCACUCACACAUGUGAAUUCACCCGUAGCUUCGUACCAUUGUAGUAAGUGAUUAUGGGGAAAUACAUGCGUACCCGCGCCAGAACCAAAAACAUCGACGUCUCUCACUCACCCUUUGGCGUCCGUACCCGCGCUAGAACCCUAGCCCUCAAAUCCUCGGCCACCGAUUUUCUCCAGCUCCGCUCCCGCCGCCUCCAGAAGCCGCCGCUCCUCGAGAAAUACCUCCACAAUUCCCCCAAAGCACCGCCUCCUCCUAAACAGUGCCUCGUUUCUACACAUAAUCAAAACCCCCAAAUUGAGCCCGCCAACGAAGUUGGGAAUGAAGCUUCUCAAAUGGUGGCUUCGGAAAUUGAGGCAUCUUUUGGCGAAAACGAUUUCGAUACGGAACCUAGACAAAGGUGCACCAGAGAAAGCACCCCUUGUAGCACGAUCGGAGCUGCUGGCAGUAUCACGGCACACGGGUCCUCAACAAAGCAGAUAAGUCCCAAUGUCUCCAAUCAAAGGGCCCCAAGAACUAUCCCCACGCCUCGCGAGAUGGAUGAAUUUUUUUCCCAUGCAGAGCAGCCCCACGAUCGCCUUUUCAUCGAAAAGUAUAAUUUUGACAUUGUUAACGAUUUGCCCCUCCCUGGACGUUAUGAGUGGGUAAGGAGCGAUGGCUUGGGCAGAGUUGGUUGUGAUUUUAGGCGCUGUGACUUAUGAUCUUAAGAAAGAAGGGAUAUAAUAUACUCCCUCCGUCUGAUUAGGAGUCCCGGUUUACCAUUUUAGAAUUAGUAUCAGCACAAAAUGUAACAUUAGGCUCUGAUAAAGUUCCAUUCCAGUCAAAGUUACUUAGUUAGGCACUAACUGUUCAUUAUCUUGUUAACUUUGGUGUUGAGAAUUGAGAUCUCUUGUAAGAACCUUCUCCCAAGUGCCGGCUCGGAUGUCAUUGUCUUGGUGAUAACCAGCCAGUCGGCCGGGACAUAAACGUCGAAUAUACCUCUACCUUUUAUCGGA
Messenger RNA from Salvia splendens (bonfire salvia), 1058 nucleotides. RefSeq names its product cyclin-dependent kinase inhibitor 4. Gene Ontology annotation, cellular component: nucleus. The record is from RefSeq and is a predicted model, not a curated record. Gene Ontology annotation, biological process: negative regulation of cyclin-dependent protein serine/threonine kinase activity. The coding region runs from base 120 to 764 and encodes 214 amino acids. Gene Ontology annotation, molecular function: cyclin-dependent protein serine/threonine kinase inhibitor activity. The transcript has 3 exons. Lineage: Eukaryota; Viridiplantae; Streptophyta; Magnoliopsida; Lamiales; Lamiaceae.